AUGUCAGGAAACAAGAGAGGUGCGGCCGGUGGGAGGGAUUUGUCAGAGUUCAACUAUGGUAACAUGAGUAGCCUGGUGGUGAAUCAGGAUCGAUCUGUACUUCGAUCUGACGAACCCACCGGUGUCGCCGAGUCACUCGUUGGACGAAUCAACCCCAAGGAGAUGGGAUCGAGGGUAGUGAGGGAAGCACCAAAAGACCUGGAGAAGAAAAAGGCCAAAUCGAAGUUGACAUCCGCAGAAGAAGUUGAAAAAUCCAUACGUCGUGCGCAGGAGAAAUCAACUGCUCGAUUUGGUGCGGCGGACGUACUGGAAAGUGUUGCUCAGAUGGAAGGAUUGAGGUAUAAACCUCGUACAGCUGAGACUCGAGAAGUAUAUGAGUUGUUGCUUGGUUUAAUACAUCAGAUUUUGGGUGAUCAAACUCAAGAAGUUGUUAGAUCAGCUGCGGAUACUGUAUUGGAGAAUCUCAAGGAUGAAGAUUUAAAAGAAUUCGAUAAGAAGAAAGAAGUCGAAUCUGUCUUGGGACAAUUAUCUGAGAGUACAUGGAGUCAGUUGGUGAAUCUUAGUAAGAAAGUAACGGAUUACGGUGAAGAGGAAGAAGGUGGGCAACAGACUGAUGAUAGACAACAAGCGGUCGACCAAGAAGGUGUAGCAGUUUUGUUCGAAGAUGACGAUGAAGAUGAUGAGGAUGAAGGAUUCGAAGUGAAAGGACGUGAUUCGGAAGACGAAGAUGAAGAGGACGAGGAAGAUGAAGAGGAGGGAUCAGAUGAAGAAGAAGGUGGUGAACCUAUGGAUGAAGAUGAUGCUCUGGUCUUAGGGAAAGAGACAAAAGCAGCUAAAUCGAAAUCGGAUAAAGUCUCACCUCAUGAAGUGGAUGCUUUCUGGCUUCAACGUCUCAUCUCAACCUCUUAUCCCGAUCCCGUCCAAUCAUCCGAUUUCACUUCGAAAGCUUUAGAAUACCUAGGAUCGGAAAUGGAACUUCGUGAUCUCGAAAACUCCCUCGCCGAAAUGUUCGGUUAUGAAAACUUCGAUUUGGUCGCUACCCUCACCAAGAACCGAGAAGUCAUCGUAUGGUGCACAAAACUUGCUAGAAGUAGUGAUGAUGAGAGACAUGACGUCGAAGUCGCCAUGCGUGAAAAAGGUGUCGGAUAUAUCUUGAGAGAAUUGAGAGGUGGAAAGAAAGCUGAAACAGCAACCGGAGUUUUAGAACAAGUUCCCAGUGUACCUACGAAAGCUACCCUCGCUCCCGGCUCUGUAGCUCAACCUCGACGUGUGAUCGAUAUCGACUCGCUCAUCUUCACGGAAGGUGCUCAUCUCAUGUCUAGGAAGAAGGUCAAGCUUCCCGAAGGAUCGUUCAAGAGGCAGAUGAAGGGAUAUGAGGAGAUUCACGUACCAGAACCCAAGAAGAGGGAGAUACAGGAAGGAGAAUUGGUUUCGAUCGAUAAAAUGCCUCAUUGGACUCACCCUGUAUGGGCCAGUGUGAACACCACUAGACUCAACACUAUUCAGAGUAAAGUAUUCCCUAUAGCUUUUGGUACCAAUGAACCGAUGUUGAUUUGUGCGCCCACUGGUGCUGGUAAGACCAACUGUGCUGCUCUCACUAUGCUACGAUGUAUUGAACAAUUCCGAGACCCCGAGACUGGUUACAUCGACCGAGAUUCGUUCAAGAUCAUCUACGUUUCCCCCAUGAAAGCCUUGGUGCAAGAGCAAGUUUCAGCGUUCAACAAACGAUUCUCAGCGCUUGAUAUUCGAGUGGCCGAGUUGACUGGUGAUAGUCAGUUGACCAAACAACAGAUUUCAGAAACCCAAAUCAUCGUCACCACUCCCGAGAAAUGGGAUGUCAUCACUCGUAAAUCGACUGAUACAUCUUAUACCAACCUGGUCCGACUGAUCAUCGUCGAUGAGAUCCAUUUACUACAUGAUGAUCGAGGACCAGUUCUCGAAUCGAUCUUAUCUCGUACGAUCAGGAAGAUGGAUCAGACGCAUGACGAUGUUCGAGUCGUUGGUCUAUCAGCCACUUUACCGAACUACAAAGAUGUUGCUGCCUUCCUUCGAGUCGAUCCCAAAAAAGGAUUAUUCUUCUUCGAUGCCGCCUACAGACCUGUAGGGUUGAAACAGCAAUUUAUCGGUGUGACGGAGAAGAAAGCCAUCAAGAGAUUUCAAGUGAUGAACGAAGUCUGUUACGAGAAAUGUCUCAACUACGCUGGUAAAUCCCAAACUUUAGUCUUCGUCCAUUCGAGAAAAGAAACUGCCAAAACUGCCAAGUUCCUCAAAGAAGCGGCCAUGGAGAAAGAAACUCUCACUCAAUUCAUCAAUCCCGAGGGAUCUUCCAGAGAAGUUUUAUUGGCUGAAGCUGCCCAGUGUAAGAAUCCCGAUCUGAAGGAAUUAUUACCUUUUGGAUUCGGUAUACAUCAUGCGGGUAUGUCAAGAGAAGAUAGAUUGGUGGUAGAGGAAUUAUUCGCUGCUGGACAUAUUCAAGUUCUGUGCUGUACCGCUACUUUAGCUUGGGGUGUCAACUUGCCUGCUCAUACGGUAAUCAUCAAGGGAACUCAGAUAUAUAAUCCAGAGAAGGGUAAAUGGUGUGAGCUGUCUCCUCAAGAUGUUCUACAAAUGCUCGGAAGAGCCGGUAGACCUCAGUUCGAUACUUUCGGUGAAGGUAUCAUCAUCACGAAUCACGGUGAAUUGCAAUAUUACACUAGUUUGAUGAAUCAGCAAUUACCGAUUGAAAGUCAGUUCGUAGCCAAGAUGGUUGAUAACCUCAAUGCGGAGAUUGUAUUGGGUACAGUCAGAAAUAGAGAUGAAGGUGUUCAGUGGCUGGGUUAUACUUACCUAUACGUCCGAAUGCUGGGUUCCCCCGCUCUUUACAAUGUCGGAGCAGACUACAUGGAAGGCGAUGCAGCGUUGGUACAGAAACGAGCCGAUUUGAUUCACUCUGCUGCUGUACUCCUCGAAAAGGGUGGUUUGAUCAAAUACGACAGAACCACUGGAGUCUUCCACAGCACAGAUCUUGGUCGAAUCGCCUCUCACUACUACGUCGCAUAUACAUCGAUGUCAGUGUACAACAAACACCUCAAACCUAAUCUCACGGCCAUCGACUUGUUCCGAGUGUUUGCCUUAUCCAACGAAUUCAAGCUCAUCCCUGUACGACAAGAAGAGAAACUUGAACUUGCCAAACUCAUCGAACGUGUCCCUAUCCCCGUCAAAGAAGGUGUCGAUGAACCAGUGGCCAAGAUCAACGUCCUCCUACAAGCUUACAUCUCUCAGCUCAAAUUGGGCGGAUUCGACAUCGUCACUGAUAUGGUGUUCAUCCAACAAUCUGCUGGACGUAUCAUUCGAGCAAUGUUCGAAAUUUGUCUUAAGAAAGGUUGGUCAGCACCUAUGCGAGCUGCUCUAGAUCUAUGUAAGAUGAUAGAAAGACGAAUGUGGAAAUCCAUGUCUCCCCUUCGACAAUUCCCUCGAAUUCGACAGGAGAUCAUCACCAAAGCUGAACGAAAGGAAUUCCCAUGGCACAGAUAUUUCGAUCUUGACGCUGCUGAAUUAGGUGAACUUUUAGGUUUACCUAAAUCAGGUCAAUUCAUCGAAUCUCUCGUCCACAAGUUCCCUCGGUUGGAUCUUCAAGCUCAUGUUUUACCUCUGACUCGAUCGCUGCUCAAGAUCAAUGUCACUAUCACACCUGAUUUCGUAUGGGAUCAUGAUAUCCAUGGAUCAACCCAGGCGUUCUGGAUCUUAGUUGAAGAUGUUGAUGGUGAACGGAUCUUGUUCCAUGAUCAAUUCGUUCUCAGAGAAAGAUUCGCUCAAGAUGAACAUUACGUUACGAUCACCGUACCGAUCUCUGAACCUGUCCCACCUAAUUAUUACCUCUCGGUCAUUUCUGAUAGAUGGCUUCAAUCGGAAACUCGACUUCCCAUCUCAUUCCAGCAUCUGAUUCGACCAGAACCUUUCCCAGCUCAUACCGCUCUUCUCGACCUCCAACCUCUUCCCGUCUCCGCAUUACACAACAAAGCCUUCGAAAGCUUAUACUCUUUCGAUCACUUCAACAAGAUCCAAACCCAGGUAUUCCAAGCUUUGUUCACCACUGAUGAUAACGUCUUCAUUGGUGCACCAACGGGGUCAGGUAAAACCAUCUGCGCGGAAUUCGCUUUACUACGAUUAUGGACUAAGCGUGAUUCACCUAGAGCAGUGUGUAUCGAGCCGUAUCAGGAGAUGGUGGAUAUGCGAGUUGCCGAAUGGUCCGAGAAGUUCUCAGCGUUGGAGAAGGAAGUCGUAGCCUUGACUGGAGAAUCCACCGCUGAUCUGGCUUUAUUGCGAAAGGCAGACAUAGUAGUCUGUACCCCAUCGCAAUGGGACUUGUUAUCACGACGAUGGAAGACCCGAAAGGAUGUGCAGAAUAUUGGAUUACUCAUUGCCGAUGAACUUCAAUUGAUCGGUGGUGACGUUGGAUCGACCUAUGAAGUAAUUGUAUCUCGAACUCGAUAUGUCUCCCAACAAACCGGCAUACCCACCCGAAUCGUCGCUUGCAGUGUUUCCCUAUCGAAUGCAAGGGAUCUGGGAGAUUGGAUCGGAGCUAAUUCCCAAACGAUAUUUAACUUUUCUCCUUCGGCCCGACCGUUACCUUUGGAAGUACAUAUCCAGUCAUUCAACGUACCUCAUUUCCCAUCAUUAAUGCUUGCCAUGGCCAAACCUGCUUACCUGGCCAUGGUCGAACACUCCAAGAACAAGCCUACGAUAUGCUUUGUCUCAUCCAGAAAACAAUGCAAAUUGACUGCGAACGAUAUCAUGACCUACUGUCUUGCCGACGAAGACGAAACUAGAUUCCUCAAUGUUGAACAGAGCGAUCUAGAGCCUCACUUGGAACGAUUAGAUGAUAAGGAUUUGGCGGAAACGCUGAAAUAUGGUAUAGGAUAUUAUCACGAGGCAUUGGGUAAGAUCGAUAAGAGGAUCGUCACGGCGUUGUUUGAGGAAGGUGCUAUCAAGGUUCUGGUCGCUUCGAAAGAUACCGCAUGGUCAUUACCAGUUACAUCCUAUAUGGUCAUCGUUAUGGGGGUUCAAUCGUUCGACGGACAAGAACAUCGAUAUGUCGAUUACGCCAUUGCCGAUGUUCUCCAAAUGCUCGGUCGAGCUUGUAGACCUUCCAUCGACAGUUCAUCAAAAUGUAUCUUGAUGAUGCAACAGACCCGAAAAGAUUUCUUCAAGAAAUUCCUCGAAGAGGCUCUACCCGUCGAAUCUUCCCUCCCCAGCUAUCUCCACGAUCACUUCAAUGCUGAGAUCGUCGCCAAGACAAUUGAGAAUAAGCAGGAUGCGGUUGAUUGGUGUACCUGGACUUGGUUCUAUAGGAGAUUGAUGCAGAAUCCUGGGUUCUACAAUCUCCAAGCUACAACGCCAACUCACGUUGCAGACUACUUGUCCGAAUUGGUGGAAACCACUCUCAACGACCUGGUCGCUUCCGACUGUAUCAUCAUCCAAGAUGAGAUGGACACCCUACCAAACAAUUUGGGUAUGAUCGCAUCGUUCUACUACAUCUCCUACGUCACUGUCGAAACCUUCUCCGCAUCCAUCAAGGAAACUACCAAACUCAAGGGAUUGUUGGAGAUCGUUUCUUCCGCUCAUGAAUUCGAGAGUAUCCCGAUUAGGCAUCAUGAAGAUGUCUUACUCCAGAGGAUAUACGAUAGGGUACCAGUCAAAGUCGCCAAGGCAGAUUACAACUCGCCAUACUUCAAGACAUACCUCUUACUUCAAGCUCAUUUCAGUCGAAUGACCUUACCACCUGAUCUGGUCAUUGAUCAAGCGACGAUCCUAGGUAAAAUCACUGGAUUGUUGAGUGCAUGUGUGGAUGUGAUGUCUUCGAAGAGUUACCUCAACUGCCUCGGAGCGAUGGACCUGUCCCAAAUGUGUGUUCAAGCUAUUUGGGAUAGGGAUUCACCUCUCAAACAAGUCCCAUACUUCGAUCAAGAUGUUUUGACAAGGUUCAAGCGAAAAGGUUUGGACUCGGUAUACGAUAUUAUGGAACUGGAGGAUGAUGAGAGGAAUGAUCUUUUGAGAAUGAACGAUAGGCAACUCGCAAGAGUAGCCAAAUUCGUCAACUCAUACCCUAACAUCGAAGUUUCAUACUCUGUUGAAGAUUCCGAUUCACUCACUUCCAGCGAUUCGAUCGUACUUAACGUGACGUUAGAUAGAGAGGCAGACGAAGAUGAAGAUGAAAGUGGACAAAUUGCCGAUGCGCCCUUGUUCCCACAUAAGAAGAUGGUCUCGUGGUGGAUCGUACUCGGUGAUGAUAAAACCAAGCAGCUCUAUGCGAUCAAGAAAGUGACAGUCAAGAGUAAACUCAAUACGAAAUUGGAGUUUACGCUGGGUCAGGGUGAAUGGGAUCUCAAAUUGUAUUUGAUCUGCGAUUCUUAUAGUGGCGCAGAUCAAGAUUUCGAUUUGGAAACGCUCAAAGUGGCGGAAGGUGAGGAUUCGUCAGAGGAGGAAGAUUCAGAUGAAGAGAUGGAUCAAGAUUAA
Kwoniella mangroviensis CBS 8507 is the source of this 6495-nucleotide messenger RNA. RefSeq lists its product as uncharacterized. Gene Ontology annotation, molecular function: ATP hydrolysis activity; nucleic acid binding; ATP binding. The coding region runs from base 1 to 6495 and encodes 2164 amino acids. The record is from RefSeq and is a predicted model, not a curated record. The transcript has 8 exons. Lineage: Eukaryota; Fungi; Basidiomycota; Tremellomycetes; Tremellales; Cryptococcaceae.